UUGACGUGCAGCUUUGACUUAUCCUUAUUAUGUGUAUCUUUGGCUAUUGUCUGACAAGCUUUUAAUUUAGCUUUUGUAUCUUCAAAAUACUUUAUAUUCUGAGCGGACAGCGGAGGUCAACUAUAAGGAAAAUUCUAUCGCAAUGAUGUUUUCUUUGGCCCGGAACUUGCCUAGCACAUUUAAGUCUGCUAUAAGAUUUAAACAUACCUUACCAUCAUUGCCUUUCGAUUAUGGUGCUCUUGAACCUAUUAUUUGUAAGGAGAUAAUGGAAAUUCAUCAUACGAAACACCAUCAAACUUAUGUCACUAAUCUCAAUGCAGCCGAAGAACAAUUAAAAGAUGCACAGUCAAAGAAUGAUGUCUCAAAAAUCAUAUCCCUGGGUGGCGCUUUACGCUUUAAUGGGGGUGGUCAUAUUAACCAUUCAAUUUUCUGGCAAAAUCUUACCCCAGAUCGUACGGAACCAUCAAAAGAGCUUAAAGCUGCUCUGGAACAACAGUUUUCCAGUUUCGACAAUUUCAAAAAGGAAUUGACUACUUUAACUGUUGCAAUCCAAGGAUCUGGUUGGGGAUGGUUGGGAUACAAUAAAAAGACUGGAAAAUUGCAACUUGCUGCUUUACCAAACCAAGAUCCUCUUGAAGCCAGCACAGGUCUUGUACCAUUGCUCGGUAUUGAUGUGUGGGAGCACGCUUAUUAUCUACAGUAUAAAAACGUAAGGCCCUCUUAUGUUGAAGCAAUUUUCGAGAUCGUUAAUUGGAAGGAUGUUUCAAACAGAUUUGCUGUUGCAAAGUAAAGUUUGAUAGCUGCUCUUUGUGAUAUAAUGUUAUUUAAAAAUUAUCGAUGUCGUUUUCGUUUUAUUUAGUGAAAAUAAAAAUAAAAUAACAACGGCACUGCGAUUGCAGUUA
Messenger RNA from Episyrphus balteatus (marmalade hoverfly), 902 nucleotides. It is a transcript of the gene Sod2, whose product is annotated as superoxide dismutase [Mn], mitochondrial. Lineage: Eukaryota; Metazoa; Arthropoda; Insecta; Diptera; Syrphidae. Gene Ontology annotation, biological process: superoxide metabolic process. Gene Ontology annotation, cellular component: mitochondrion. The transcript is spliced from 5 exons. Gene Ontology annotation, molecular function: metal ion binding; superoxide dismutase activity. The record is from RefSeq and is a predicted model, not a curated record. The coding region runs from base 143 to 790 and encodes 215 amino acids.